UGAAUUUCAAUAAUUGAAUAUGCCAAUUUUUGUUGCUUAACAUUGCAACACACAAGAGGUUUCUAUUAAGUUGUGCUCUAACUGAAAAAAAAAUAACCGCACACAAAAGGGAGGAAAAAAAGUUUUUGGAAUUAUGUUGUGAAUUACACCGGAGUGCAUUUUGUGAACACAUGCUUGUGCGGUCGGUUGUAAGAAUCGGGGCUGGUGAGAGGGACAGUGGAAUUCUGGGAUUGUACCAAGCGAUGUCGGACUCCGAACAGGAAGGAGGAUGUGUGAAGAAAUCGCGAUUGUCCAGUUAUAGUGACGGGGAAGUCAGUGUAAGAACAAUGAAUGGCCAGGUCCAAAAAUCAGAGCCCGACCCAGAUGCCAUCAAAAUGUUUGUUGGUCAAAUUCCAAGGUCGAUGGAUGAAAAUGAUCUCCGCAAAAUGUUUGAAGAGUUUGGUGCAGUGUAUCAGCUAAACGUUCUCCGUGACAAAGCCACAGGACAAAGUAAAGGUUGCUGUUUUGUCACAUUUUACACAAGGAAAGCAGCACUAGAUGCACAGAAUGCAUUACACAAUAUCAAAACAAUGAGUGGGAUGCACCAUCCCAUUCAGAUGAAACCAGCAGACAGUGAGAAAAGGAAUGAGGAAAGGAAAUUAUUUGUCGGGAUGAUUUCCAAGAAGUGCUCGGAGAGUGAUGUUAAAAUGAUGUUUGCUCCGUUUGGUUCAAUAGAGGACUGCACGAUAUUGAGGGAUCAGAACGGACAGAGUCGAGGAUGUGCUUUUGUAACGUAUGCCAAUAGACAGUCUGCUCUGAAUGCCAUAAAGAACAUGCAUCACUCACAGACCAUGGAGGGGUGUUCAUCACCUAUUGUUGUGAAGUUUGCAGAUACACAGAAAGAAAAGGAAGCGAAAAAAAUACAACAAAUAAAUCAAAAUCUCUGGAACAUAUCAGCAGGGGGUGUGGCUGGCUUCUCCCCCCAAUAUAUCACUUUGUUACAACAGGCAGCAAUGGCUGGAAAUCUGGGACUCCUCAACACAGGAAAUCUAGCGUCGCCCACCGGCGGUACUAAUCCCCUCGCUGUUCAGCAGUUACUGUUGGCAGCAGCGAAUGCGGCAGCAUCCGGGAAUAAUACAGGGCUUCUAGCGGCCCUUGCCGCACUCCAAACCAACAACAGCGGGGGGAAUAUGUCAUCUCCCUGUCAAACGCCAACCAGUGCUAGUAAUUCCGGUGGAUCAGGUGAACCAACAUUACCCCUCCAGAACCUACAAGGACUGGCCGCUCUCACCUCAGCCACAGGUAACCCAGCAGCAGGUGGUAUUGGUGCUUUGGGAAUGCAGAGCAUAGCAGCGUUAAAUCAAAUAGCGGGAGUGACGAAUUCCACCUCAGCAUCAGGAUCUGUCACGGGCACAUCCCCCACUAACUCUUUGAGCGGCCUGGCAAGUCUACAGACCCUUGGUAACAAUAAUUUUGCCUCGGUGUCCCCGGGGGUCACAUCUAAUGGACUAGGGGGUUCUUCGGCCCCCGCGGGGAUGGAUGCCCUUAGCCAGGCCUAUACUGGGAUCCAGCAAUACGCAGGGAGGUGUUGUUUCCCAAGGUCAGAAGGGAGGUGUUAUUGCCCUUUAUUAGGAGGGAGGUGUUAUUGGGCCCCAUUAGGACGUCGAUGCUUUUCAUCAUUCCCAAAUGCAUUCAACACUCAAGCAGCUCAACAGAUCCAACAGGCCCAGGCCAAUUCACCAGCGGGGAAACAGACAGAGGGUCCAGAUGGUGCUAACUUGUUUAUUUACCACCUCCCCCAGGAGUUCAGUGAUCAGGAUCUGAUGCAGACAUUCUUGCCUUUUGGAACCGUAAUAUCAGCCAAAGUCUUUAUAGAUAAACAGACAAACCUCAGUAAAUGUUUUGGGUUUGUGAGCUAUGACAAUGCUCUGUCGGCCCAGGCAGCCAUACAAGCAAUGAAUGGCUUUCAGAUUGGAAUGAAGCGACUUAAAGUUCAGCUGAAGCGACCUAAAAGUGACAGCAAACCUUACUAGAGGGACACACUGUGAUUUUGACGUCUGACUGUCUCCACGUGGCGUUCUCUUCAUGUUACCUUUUUGUCGCUCGUUGUGUGCCCGGAGCUUUGUGUCGGCAGGAGUUACUUCCCUUGGCCUCAACCACAGGGACUGUUCAUUAUUUUGUAUAUUUCCUGGUGUGGCCUGUUAGAAACAGGAAGCUAUAAUUUUUUUUUAAUCUCUUUUUUUUUUUAAUUUUGUUUUUGUUGACUCAAAUAGUAAUGUGCUUCAUUUUAAUCAGGAUUGUAUACCAAAGAUACAUUUAUUUUUUGUAUGUAAUCAAAAAGAAAAGCUGAUAAUUUUGUUUCCAUGACAAUAUUGUACAUAGUCGGGCUGGGUAUGUGGUGCCAGCUUUUAGUGCUAUAUUUAGGUAAGUUGUUAGUGUGUAUUGCCGCGCAUUGUAAAUGCUAGGACAAGAUAUGCCUCAAUUAUCAGCUGAUGUAUGCCCUCCGCUAGUCAAAUCAUGAUACUCCAUGCUACCGCUACUACAAACCAACCUACUUACCCCUCCCCCUUCUAUUCCCCAAAACAAAGUGCUCUGAGGAUGUCAGAAAGCAUGGUAAAAAAAAAAAAACAAACAAACAAACAAACAUUUUAGGUAAUAUUUAUGCUCCCUGGCUCAUCAUGGGUUGAUUUGCAAAGUUAAAAAAAUAUUGAAAAUAAAACAUUGUAGUCAUCAAACAUUGAAAAUAUCUGGUACUCUUAGGAAAUAUGCACAUUUUUAAUUUUUUCCUUUUCUUUCUUUUUUUUUUUUUUGGGGAGGGGGGGGGGGGGGGGGAGAGAAGAGAGGGUGCUGAAAUUGAUCUUCUCAAAAAUAUUGAUGAAAUUUGUCCACAUGGUUGGUUUGAAGUACAGAGUAAGCAAAAAAAAAAAAAAACAAUUAUGUAUUAUUUUUUGUUGCCUCUCUCUAAAUUUCAUUUUUAUUAGAAGCAGUUUUGUCUUGUUGCAGCUCAAUAAGUACAUAAUAGAAUUUUUGAAUCAAGAUCAACUUGGCACAGUGUAGUAUUUACUCAUAUGAAUAUAUUUAUGUUUCAAGGUCAUUCCUAGAAAAAUGUCCCCAGCUCAAUAAAUAUGAUUAAGCUAUAUAAAAUAAUACCCAGAAUUCUUACUAAAGCUGUUAAUUAAUCAAUUUUCAAUUUGGAAGCCAACAGCACCCUUUGUUUUAGGAGAGUAAUUUUUCUGGGAGUGACCUGUAUCAGCCUCGGUUACAUAACCUUUGUGCACUUAGGUUAGUAACCUUAUAUUUCUCUGGUCUUGUGACCUAUUUGUACUAGGGUAUUAGCUCCUUGAGGAGCGUUUAUAGACCCCCUCUCAGGGCUUAGUCAAGUGUACAGUUUAGACUAGCGUCCCUGUGGUUGGGAUAUUUUAUAUGUAUGUAGCUUAUUACAUGUACGAGAAACAGAUUUUUAUGGUGAGGUUUUUUUAAAUACAGAAAGACAGCUAUAUAUUUUUUUUCUUUGUGGUCAGUGUUUUUGCAGUGUUUUCAGUUUUGUUUUCAAACAAUGUUAUUGUUAUGGUUUUGUUUGUGAAGGUUUCAAAAAUCAAAAGAUUGUUUAGGAACUUGUUAUUUUUACUAUAUAUUAUCUUGUUUGUUUUUAAUGGUUCACAAUGAGAUGUUUUUACUGUAUUGAGCACUAGCAGCAUUAGGGGGCACCUGUUGGUCCCCCUUGCAACAUUAGGGGGCACUGGUUGGUCCCCCUAGUUUUUGUUUGGGUUGUAUUGUUUCAUUGUCUGUACUCAGAACUCACAUUUUUAACUGAGUGAAAUUCUUUGUUUGGUGUUAACCCUAACUUACAGGCAGUGCUGUUACAAACAAAAUUCAUGUAUAGAUUUAUUUUUAUUUUCGUACAAAAUAGACAUCAACAAAAUCGCCUAUUAAGAGUCAGAUGCUUACUGUAUGCUGUCAGUUCUCAGCAAUAAUUCAUGUUUAGUAUGUGCCUUACUGCAAAUGUGGAACAGAUUUGUCUAAGGUGUCAAGUAUAUAUAUAUAGAGUUAUAUAUUUUUGGUUUAUCUUGUUAAAGAAAUACGCUCUAGAUGUUACCAUGGUAAUAUGGAAAUCAUCUUUUAUCAUUUAAAUGAGGUAAAUAAAGCCAUUAGGAAACCAGUUUAUUUGGGAACCAGUCAGAAUAUGAUGACCCUGGAACAGGGUUCAAAGUUCAGGGGUCACUAGAUCGUGUUCUCUGUAUUAACCCUCCUAAUGGCUGUUAACCUCGCUAAAACUCAGGAAUUCAUGUUAAGUGUUACAACUCCUUUGUAUACCUGUUCACAUUAAGCUAGUCAGAAAUAUUAAACUUUCACUAAAUAACAGAAAAAAAAAUCAAAAAUCACAUAGAGAGUUAGGAGAACAUAUUUAGAUAUUAUAUUCAUCAGAAAUCACCCUAGGACAUUAAAUAAUGUGGUAUUAAGUUUUACAUAUAAAUAAUGUGGUAUUAAGAUAUACAUUGUUUAAAACACGGUGAAUAUUGAUUUUAUUUUUAUUGCUCAAAAUUUGUUCUUUGUGGGUUUAAUUUUUAUGUCUGUUUUUUUUUUCUUUUGUUUUUAUGGCGUUUUCAAACUACGAAGGAUGUUAUACAUAUCAAAAGAUUUUAACAUGCCUUGUUAAGAUAUUAUUUAAAGAGGUUACUCAUUUUACUAAUAUUGCUCACAUCAAAAAGAAAAAAAAAACCAAAUUAGAUUGCCAAAGAGUAUUCAUUAGGGUUUGUUUAUUAGCUACCCCAUGACAUUUGCAUGCUGGCUGUAGAAAUAAAAUAGGAUCUCAUUUGACUAGUGUGGCCAUAAAGUUACCAGAAUCAUUAACUGAGAGUCAGAGAAGAGACUAUCAUUGGAUAUACUCAACUCUGUUCUCCUAGUCAAAAUAUGAUGAAAAAUCAGUAUUACCAUGAAAAAAAAAACUGUCAAAAUUUUGCAUCUCAUAGAGACACAAUAACACUAAAAAACUAUUAAUUCAUGAAUAGAAAAAUUUCCCUAUUCAGUUUGUUACCAAAUCAUAGAAAAAAAAUGUCCAUAUGGAUUUUAUAAAACAUAGUUUCAAGACUUUUUUUUUUUCAGUUCACUGCAAGAAAAUUGUACUCAUUGUCUGUCAUGUGACCAGAAGAUCAGUCAUGUGACUGUCACAUGAUCUUGUGUUAGUGUUGUGAUUUGGCUGUGUACAUUAUGAUAUGCCAAUAAACAGUUAAAUAAUGA
Messenger RNA from Saccostrea echinata, 5217 nucleotides. RefSeq names its product CUGBP Elav-like family member 2. NCBI's taxonomy places the organism in Eukaryota, Metazoa, Mollusca, Bivalvia, Ostreida, Ostreidae. The transcript is spliced from 18 exons. Gene Ontology annotation, molecular function: mRNA 3'-UTR binding. The record is from RefSeq and is a predicted model, not a curated record. Bases 171 to 2012 code for a protein of 613 amino acids. Gene Ontology annotation, biological process: regulation of alternative mRNA splicing, via spliceosome; mRNA splice site recognition. Gene Ontology annotation, cellular component: ribonucleoprotein complex; cytoplasm; nucleus.